Molecule: messenger RNA, 852 nt
Organism: Dictyostelium purpureum
Lineage: Eukaryota; Evosea; Eumycetozoa; Dictyosteliales; Dictyosteliaceae
Product: WD40 repeat-containing protein
Exons: 6
Coding region: 1-852 (283 amino acids)
Biological process (GO): spliceosomal snRNP assembly
Cellular component (GO): SMN complex
Molecular function (GO): protein binding; RNA binding
Source: RefSeq, a predicted model, not a curated record
AUGAAACAACCAAUGAUUUGUAGUGGUCAUAGUCGUCCUGUAACUGAUAUAGCGUUCUCUAAUGAAUCCUCUGAAGGAACAUUUAUAGUUUCUGCGUGUUUAGAUGGUAAACCAAUGCUUAGAGAUGGUAUAACAGGGGAUUGGAUAGGUACAUUCGAGGGUCAUAAAGGGGCUGUUUGGUCAUCAAGAUUUAAUUCAAAUGCCUCACAAGCAUUAACUGCUUCAGCUGAUUAUACUGUAAAACUUUGGGAUACAUUAAAUGGAACAGAACUACUUUCAAUAGAACAUCCAUCAAUAAAUAGCAGAAUGAUAAUUACAGGUGGACACGAUAAAAUUCUUAGGAUAUAUGAUUUAGAAAAAGCAAACGAACCACUAUUUCAAAUCUCAGGUCACCAAAACACAAUUAAAAAAGCAACAUGGAGUGCAUUUAAUAGCGAUAUUGUUCUUAGUGGUGGUUUAGAUGAGGUUAUUAGAAUUUGGGAUUUAAGAAGCGGUACCCAAAUUUCAUUAUGCGCAAAAUCUUCAAUAUCUAGUAUGGAAUUUAGUAAAGAUAAGAAAUAUUUAGUUACAACUGCUGGCAAUGAGGUUACUUUUUGGGAUGCUCAUUCAUUUUAUCCAUUAAAAGUUUAUUCUCUUCCAUUCGAAGUUAAUUGUGCAUCAUUAUCACCAGAUAAUUCAAAAUUUAUAGCAGGUGGAAGCGACUUUUGGGUUCAUUCAUAUGAUUUCGAAACAGGUAACGAACUUGAAGUUUCAAAAGGACAUCAUGGUCCUGUUAAUUGUUGUUCAUUUGCUCCAAACGGUUCAUCUUUUGCCUCAGGCUCGGUCGAUGGUACAAUAAGGGUUUGGAUUUAA